AUGACUAGUUGGCUUGUUUACGCUCGCAAGGCUACCUCUGAUGAACAGAAGAUCAUCAAAGCCAACAUAGCCAAGAUUAGUCAUAAGAAUCCAGAAACGCAAGGAGAUCUGCCUUUUGUUUCCGCCGUGGACUUAGAAGGUGUCGAACAAGAAAUUGAAAAACUUUGUGAAGAAGCAGAAAAAGAAGAUGGAGAAGACGAGAUUGAAGAAGACAUCCCUACUGUACCAGUUGAUGUUGGUGUUCCCACCUCGCAGAUGGGUGACUUGGCAAAGCAUGCUUUCUCAUCAACAUGUCCACCGGUUGAUGGUCACCUUUGUAUGGCCGGCCUUUCUUUGGAAGAGAAGGCUACGAAGGCAAAGGAUGCCUUCUCCUCAACUUGUCCGCCAGCCAUCAAUCACCUUCGCCGUGAUGGUAUUGCAGAAGGCGAUAAUAAUUCCGGUGGUCAACCUUUUUCACAACCGAAUGCAUCCGGUUGCGACAGUGCCACCAAAGACGAGGACAAGGACCCUGAGCCGGCUCAGGGCCCCGUCAACGUACGCCUUUGUAUCAAGCGACCUGCACCCGAUUUGAGCCCGGUCAAAUCCCCAUCCCCAUCACCUCAGAAACUCGUGACCAAGGCUAAUAAGGGAGGUUCAAAGGGCAAGAAAGGUGUUUCAAAAGGCGAAGUACUUCAGGAUAUUAAACCCAGUUUACCAAUUGUAGAGAAAGGUGGUGGGAGGGGGAUAGAGGUCGAAGCUAAGGGUAAAGUAGCUAAGCCUAAGGCUAAGGGGAGGAAGCCAAAGGUGGCGCGAGUCUAG
This is a messenger RNA of Melampsora larici-populina 98AG31, 798 nucleotides long. RefSeq lists its product as uncharacterized. The transcript has 3 exons. Bases 1 to 798 code for a protein of 265 amino acids. Lineage: Eukaryota; Fungi; Basidiomycota; Pucciniomycetes; Pucciniales; Melampsoraceae. The record is from RefSeq and is a predicted model, not a curated record.